Dovyalis caffra is the source of this 282-nucleotide messenger RNA. NCBI's taxonomy places the organism in Eukaryota, Viridiplantae, Streptophyta, Magnoliopsida, Malpighiales, Salicaceae. The record is from the annotation of a GenBank genome assembly.
AUGGAGACUGGUGCUGGAAAACAAGGAAAGGAAUCCAAACUGAAAAAUGAUGGUCUGUUGGCGGAGAAGUGCGCAGGUUACGCCCCUUGUGCUUUUCGGCUCAUGUUAGAAGCAACCCCUCCAUUUCAUGCAAUUAAUACUGUGUUUGUGCACACCCACAACAGCAAUGAAUCGCUCGGUGCAACAGUGGCAACGCUAGACAGAAGUAGCUGGCCACGUGCAAUAGGGAGUGGACUGCCAGCUGGCCCCAUACAGAGGAAGCUCACAGUGGCAUCCAGCUAA